Messenger RNA from Camelina sativa (false flax), 1240 nucleotides. RefSeq lists its product as uncharacterized. Gene Ontology annotation, molecular function: S-adenosylmethionine-dependent methyltransferase activity; O-methyltransferase activity. The record is from RefSeq and is a predicted model, not a curated record. NCBI's taxonomy places the organism in Eukaryota, Viridiplantae, Streptophyta, Magnoliopsida, Brassicales, Brassicaceae.
UAUACCAUCGACCCGUUUGAACAUCGUUUUGACCCGACCCGGUUGAUUGGAGCAGACGCAGAUAGAUUUCUCGUUUUCCGUUACGUUUUGGGUGUGGGGGGAAGCAGAAAAUGUCGACCGGUUUAGCUCUGAAUCGCUGUUCGAUUUCGGUAUGUAGAAUGGCCGAUACUUUACUUAACCGGCCAACCGUCUCCGUCGUCAGGAAUUUGAAAUUCAGCCGCCGGUUAAUCGGGAACUGCUCGACGGUGGCGAAUCCUUUUGUUGUUGUGGCGGACGACGACAAGUACGGUAACAAACAGGUCAUCUCUCUCACUCCUCGCCUUUACGACUAUGUCCUCUCCAACGUACGCGAGCCUAAGAUUUUGAAGCAACUCCGGGAAGAGACUUCCAAAAUGCGAGGUAGUCAAAUGCAGGUGUCGCCGGAUCAAGCGCAGUUGCUUGCAAUGCUUGUACAGAUUCUUGGAGCCGAAAGAUGUAUUGAAGUUGGAGUUUACACGGGGUAUUCUUCAUUGGCUGUGGCGUUAGUUCUACCAGAAUCAGGGUGUCUUGUUGCCUGUGAUAGAGAUUCGAACUCUCUUGAAGUUGCUAAGAAGUACUACGACCUUGCUGGUGUCUCUCACAAGGUUAAUGUGAAAGAUGGUCUUGCAGCUGAAUCAUUGAAAUCCAUGAUUCAGAAUGGUGAAGGAUCCAGCUAUGAUUUUGCAUUUGUCGAUGCUGAUAAGAGGAUGUAUCAAGACUACUUUGAAUUGCUUCUUCAACUUGUCAGAGUUGGUGGAGUCAUUGUGAUGGAUAAUGUUCUUUGGCAUGGACGAGUUUCGGAUCCUAUGGUGAAUGAUGCGAAGACCAUCAGCAUUAGGAAUUUCAACAAAAAGUUAAUGGAUGAUAAACGUAUAAGCAUCAGUAUGGUACCAAUUGGCGAUGGCAUGACGAUAUGCCGCAAGAGAUAAUCAUCAGUAAGAACCCACUUGAGUCACAGUCAACCUUAUCCCAGAGAGAAGUCUGUAAACAUGAAAGGAUCGGUGAAGCCAAAAUAUAUUUCAGGAUAGGGACACAGUUCUUUUGUUCUGGAAACCAUUCUCACGAAUACUGAGAAGACUCAUCCAGAAGUGAUCAAGGGCAAUUGGGAGACAGUUUUAAGGCUGUAGCUUUGUAUUUAACAAACCAAGCUGUAAUAAUGGUUUUAAUUGUCAACUUUUUAAAAAGCAACUCCACACCAAUUCUCAAUAAUUGCUUAUAAGAA